UGACACACACAACGAAAACAACAACAUUCGCCAAGAACAAUAAUAUUAUCUCACAUUCGUCUUCGUCAAAUUGUGAAUUUAUAAUUACGACGAUUUAGAUUAACGCUUUUGUAUUUCUGGCCGAGCAGAAUUUCCUUGUUUUUUUGUGGUGAUUUGAGAUCUAUGCUGAAGAUGCCACAGUCACCCCCACCUCCGAACAUUGAAAAUGACAACAAACCUUCGAAAGCCAGCCGUCGACCUUCUUACAUUCGAUUCAAGAACACCACAGAGCGGAAAGUAGAUGUAAUUUGGAUUAAUUAUGACGGGGUGAGGGUCAAGUAUAAGACUCUUCAACCGAAAGAGUUCUUUGAUGUUACUUCUUUUGUAAGCCAUCCCUGGAUAUUCCGUGACUCUGAUAACCACACUAAACUCAUUUGUAGCUCAAGAGAGAUAUUUGAUUGUCCAGAGCCAGUCUAUGUCAAAGUAAACGAUGGUGUUCGGGCUACACGGAAAUUAGUUAACAUUUCACUACCACUCUAUUCCUUACAUGAUUGUGCAAUGCAAGCAAUACAGAAGAUGAUGAAGGACCCUGAUGACGUAUAUGCCUUGGAAAUUCCAAGUAGUCUUCAAAAAGAGCUGUACGAUAGGGUGCGAUUCGCAAUAUGAUGGAUCCAUGGAUGGACAAAUAUUGUGAUCAAAUCUCAAACGACUGGAUUCAAUUUAGAACGGUCCUAUCCAAUUUCCACAAUAUUGACUAUUUUUACUACGAGUCGAGAAACUUUAUAUUUUAUUAAGUAAUGAGACAAUUGCCGGUGCUAAUUACUAUUAUUAAUUAACAUGUUAAAAGAAACCCAAAAUAUAUAUAAUUGACAUAAAAAAAUGUUAAGGUACGCACGACAUAA
This is a messenger RNA of Folsomia candida, 881 nucleotides long. RefSeq names its product von Hippel-Lindau disease tumor suppressor (gene Vhl). The transcript is spliced from 3 exons. The record is from RefSeq and is a predicted model, not a curated record. Bases 163 to 645 code for a protein of 160 amino acids. NCBI's taxonomy places the organism in Eukaryota, Metazoa, Arthropoda, Collembola, Entomobryomorpha, Isotomidae.